This is a messenger RNA of Haliotis rufescens (red abalone), 2274 nucleotides long. Its product is annotated as ornithine decarboxylase 1-like. NCBI's taxonomy places the organism in Eukaryota, Metazoa, Mollusca, Gastropoda, Lepetellida, Haliotidae. Bases 248 to 1549 code for a protein of 433 amino acids. Gene Ontology annotation, molecular function: ornithine decarboxylase activity. Gene Ontology annotation, cellular component: cytoplasm. The record is from RefSeq and is a predicted model, not a curated record. The transcript has 11 exons.
AGAAGAGAUCCACAUAUUUCUGUGUCAGAACGUUUCGUUUGUUACAUCUGUGUUGUUCUUGGAUACUGUACUUGAUGGUACAACAUCGGAUAUAUAUGGCUGAUUAACAACAUAUAUUUAACAGCACCAUUAGGCGGACUGCAGAAUAGAGAGAGUUAUAUUGUUCUGCUGCUCAUCACCGCUAAAGUACACAACACGGGUGUGACAACCGGACCUCUAUCUCUCCCGAUCUCCAACACAGCUGACCAUGAACAGACAACAUGUCCACAUGGUGCCUGCCAAACAGUCAACAGCAGACAGAGUUGCCACAGCAGUGAACGCCAGAGAACUGAAGGGAGUUGACGACGCUUUCUAUGUUAUGGAUGUCGGUGACGUCGUCAGCAACCAUCGACGUUGGCAGAGAUUAUUGCCACGGGUGGAACCAUUCUACGCUAUCAAGUGUAACCCUGAUCCAUUACUGCUUCGUGUUCUUUCUGAACUGGGAACCGGAUUCGACUGUGCAAGCAAGUCUGAGAUGGAGAUGGUAUUACAAAUGGGAGUGGCCGCAGACAGGAUAGUGUAUGCCAACCCAUGCAAACAGAUUUCCCAUCUUGAGUAUGCAGUAAAGAACAACAUAGAUCUCAUGACUUUCGACAAUGAAGAUGAACUCUACAAAGUCAAGUCAACGUAUCCAGGUGCAAGACUCCUCCUACGGAUUGUCCCCCCAGCUAACUACAAAGUUCUGUACGACCUGUCCGAGAAAUUUGGCUGCCACCCUGGUGACGUCAGCGGCAUCUUGAGGACAGCAAAAACUCUCGGUCUAAAUGUUGUCGGAGUUAGUUUCCACGUUGGGAGUGGAGCAGAGGACCCGGAAGCUUUUGCUGCCUCGCUACAGAGAUCACACAAUGUGUUUGCUAUAGCAGAGAAAUUAGGAUUCACACCAAAUAUUAUUGACAUUGGCGGAGGUUUCUACGGUCACAAAGGAGCACCCCUUUCGUUUGAAAAGGUUGCCACCGCCUUGAACAAGUCUCUUGACAAGUACUUCCCCGUCAGCUCCAAUGUCAAGGUCAUAGCAGAACCAGGGCGGUAUUUUGCAUCAUCAGCCUUCACCUUACUGACUAGUGUGAUCGGAAAAAGGAAAUGCCUUUCAAAAUAUAGAGAUCAUAAGAACUCAGAGAACAAUUGUGAGUCGGAGACGUCAAGUGACAACAAACCAACCUUCAUGUACUACCUCACAGACGGUGUAUUCGGAUCAUUCAACGUCAUUAUCUUCGAAGGCAUGCACAUAUCCCCUAAAUUAGUAAAGGCGCCCUCCAGUGACGUGACCUUCACCUCCAGCCUGUGGGGUCCGACAUGUGACAGCCUUGAUUGUGUACAGAAGGGCCUUUCUCUACCCGAGCUGCAGAACGGGGACUGGUUGUACGUUGAGAACAUGGGCGCCUACACCAAGAGCAUAGCUUCACGUUUUAACGGAAUGCCCAUACCUGGAUGUUAUUAUAUAUGCGAAGAAAAGGUCUGGGAUAAGAUUUUCACAGAAAAUGGACGACAUUUCAGUGGAAACCAUUCCUAAGUUAAUGUGAACAGCACCAAGAUCUACCAUUGUAUUCCAGAUGACAGUAUUUCCUAUGUAAGACACAGGUAUAGUCUGGUUUAUAAACGGGAAGGACAUGUAUUUUGGAGUUGACCAGUGUUAUCCGUGCAGUUAUGGGAAGUAUGACCAUGAGUUGCUUCCCUUGUGUCAGAUGUCUUCAGAAUGAAAAGGGACUUCUCUUACAGCUUACUUCAAAGAUACCGCGGGUUUGAUAAUCAGACUUUACACAUUUAAUGCUCUAUCAUGACGUGCUUUAUCCCUGUCAGUACUUAGCAAGUUUGUUGUCUAAUGCCGCACCCAGCAAUAUUCCAGCCACAUGACGGCGGUCUGUAAAUAAUCGAGUCUGGAUCAGACAAUCCAGUGAUUGACAUCAUGAACAUCGAUCCUCGCAAUUGGGAUACGAUGACAGGCAUAAACCGAGUCAGCGAGCCUGACCACCCGAUCCCAUUAGUCGCCUCUAACGUAGCAAGUAAUUUGUACCCUGGAGUAACCUAACCCGCCAUUAUUGUUUCACAAACAGAAUUUAUAUAUGGCAUCCAUGAAACACGAAUGUCUAUCAAAUCACAUUGUUGUCUUCGUAUCCUGGUUGUAAUGCAAGAGAUUGUUUUCCGCUAUUGUUUAUGCUGUUGCUACUGCUAUUUAUAUCUACAUGUUACCUUUUGUAGAAAGACUUGCAAUAAAUUGAAUAUACGUGUAUAGACCAA